This is a messenger RNA of Bactrocera tryoni, 1174 nucleotides long. It is a transcript of the gene Pgam5, whose product is annotated as serine/threonine-protein phosphatase Pgam5, mitochondrial. The transcript has 2 exons. The coding region runs from base 71 to 961 and encodes 296 amino acids. The record is from RefSeq and is a predicted model, not a curated record. Gene Ontology annotation, cellular component: mitochondrion. Lineage: Eukaryota; Metazoa; Arthropoda; Insecta; Diptera; Tephritidae. Gene Ontology annotation, biological process: positive regulation of mitochondrial fission.
CAUUAAUUGCAAAUUCUUCUGGUGGCCACAGUUAUCUCAUUUCAACAAUUUUCUCUGAAAGCGUGAAAUUAUGGCUACGUUGAAGAAUUUACGUAUUAUAAGCAGUAUUGUCGUUGGUACAGGCGCAGGUUUAUCGGCUUACUAUUACCAACUUUUGCGCGAACCCGAAAACCUAGUGCAGAAUUCCUUGCCAGUCUACAGUACCCCGGUUAGCGAAGGUGCACUCUGGGACACCAAUUGGGACUUUCGCGAGCCCAAAAGUUGUGUGCGACCGGUUAAAAAUGCUUCGCCACAAGAGGAGAAUCGUUACAAUAACGAGUUGGAAAAAAUGCGCGUGAAAGCGACACGCCAUAUAGUGCUUAUACGACAUGGUCAAUACUUGGAUAAUGGCAAACAUGACAAAGACCACCACCUUACCGAAUUGGGUAAAUUACAAGCAAAAUAUACAGGACAACGUUUGCACGAGCUGGGCAUUAAGUGGGAUAAGAUUAUCGUGUCGACCAUGACUAGGGCACAAGAAACUUCGGAGAUGAUACUUAAAGAAAUUGAGUAUGACCCUGAAAAAGUGAGACACUGCCCUUACUUACGUGAAGGUGCACCCAUAGCACCACAACCGCCUAUCUCACAUUGGCGUCCCGAGAAAUUUCAGCAUUUCUUCCAAGACGGCGCACGCAUUGAAGCGGCUUUCAGACGUUAUUUCCAUCGCGCCGCUCCCGAUCAAGAGCAUGAUUCCCAUACGUUGAUCAUUGGUCACGCUAAUGUUAUACGUUAUUUCGUAUGCAGAGCAUUGCAACUGCCACCUGAAGCAUGGUUACGCAUCAAUAUUAACCAUGGUUCGAUUACAUGGCUAACUAUUAGACCAUCUGGUAAUGUUAGCAUCCACCAUUUGGGCGAAACUGGCUAUAUGCCGGCGAAUGUAAUAUCACAUCGUAUUCCGCGUGAGGCGAAAAAUGUUGUUUAAACGGCGCAAUAAUGCAAAUGUGAAUUUAAUGAAUUAAAAAGAAUAAGUUAAAAACCUUAGUGCAACCAGUAGUUCCUGUUGUUGCGGAAAAAGAAAACGAACCUAUAUGCAGUUAUUUAAGGUAAAUGCAUUGUUUAUAAUUUAAUUAAAUACAAUGGGUAAACCGAAAUAGACAGACAUGGUUGAAAAAAUAUAAAAACAAACAAAGAAACA